CACUCUGCGUCGGCAGAACGCUGUGCUUUGAUUUCACACGUGAGUUGGGCUUGUUUUGAGGUUCUCAUGACAACGGUUUGGGGAAAGUUUCAAGAUGCUGCAGAAAGAGGACAAGAAGCCGUGGGAGAAGGGAGGCAACCGGAGACAACAUCCCUCUGAAGAUGGAGUUGGAGAAGACGACCAGAAGAAGAGCAGGCUCCAGGGUGCGGCGGAGCAAGGUGGAGCCGGGGAGAAGGAGACUAAGCAGCGCAGUGGAGAGUGGAAGGGCCUAGACGCCCUGAGUGUGGGCUACUUCCGACGGGUUGGAGAUAGACUCGGGCAGGCCUUUGAGGACGACGAAGAAAGAGGGAUGUUUGUGGAGAACGUGCUGGCAGAGGUGAAGGGCAAGGCUAAGGUGGUGGCCAUGGACAAGACGGGGAGUGUCACGCUGCAGCAGCUCAUGCCAUUGGCCAGCCUGGACCAAGUGGGGGCGGUGCUAGCUGAGCUGUGGACAGGGAAGGAGGAGGAGUCGGCAGCUUACAAGGCAAUGUCGUGUGACCGCUGUGCGGGUCAUGUGGUGGAGAGUGCGCUCAGACAGAUGUGUCGCUGGACAGACUCACCAGAAGAGGUUGAGGCCGGCGCCCUGGAGAGCCAAGUGUUACUGCUGAGCGCUGCGGUCAGGCAGGACCCCGUGGAGUUCAUAAAGCACCUGUACGGCUCGCACGCCGUCCGCACGCUGCUGCACGUGCUGGCGGGCUGCGUGCCCCCACCCCGCAUCGACACGCGCCCAGGAGCGAAGGGGAAGCCCGGCCCCCCGCUGCUCAUGGACUUCGAGGCUCCCGUGUCGUUCUGGUACGAGUUCAAAAGUCUGACGGAGGAGCUGAUGACCAACGUCAACGUGAGUGUGGCGGACACGGUGGCCAGUGUGGUGUUCCAGAUCAUGCUGACCGUGGCCCACAGGAAGCGACCCAAGCUCUGCAGGAAGCUCCUGGCAGGCAUCGCAGAGUACCUAGGCACCCGCAGUGCCGCGCCGGGAACCAGCCCUCUGCUGGUGUUCCUGAAGGACCAGGCAUCCAGCCGCCUCCUGGAGGUGGUCUUCAAGCUCUCCUCCAAGGCCCUGCUGCGGCAGCUCUACAGGGACCACCUGCGGGGCCACCUGGUGGACCUGGCCCUCCACAAGAUCGCCAACUUCCCCGUCCAGAGGCUGGUGGCGGCCUCGGCCAAUCUCAAAGUGUUCUCAAAGGUGUUUGACGAGCUCAACGAGGGCCUGGAGCCCAUCUUGGCUACGGGUCACAUGGGCGUAAUCGUCCAAUUGGCCGACAGCUGUGCAGAGAGUGGGCAGAAGCAAGGCGAGCUGAUGCAGCACCUCCUCAGUGCGUUUCACUGUGAGGAACCCGCCACCAGACAGGCCUGCUGCCUCCCCCUCUUCCUCUCGCUCCUCACCCACGAGGUGUACUACGCCUCUGAGACAGCAGAGGGCGAUCUAAAGAAAGAGGUCCCCCUAUCCUCCAUCUGCUACCACGGGUCCCGGCUGGUGCAGGCGCUGGCCCGGUUCCAGGACCGCUCCCUGCUGAUGGGCAGCCUUCGGGCCCUGGCCCCCGCCGACCUCGCCACCCUCAGCUCCGACCCGGCCGGCAGCCACGUGAUGCAGGCGCUGAUCACCCUGUCCAGCGACAAGGGGCGGGGCAAGAUCCUACGCAGGAUGGAGGGCCAGUUUGUCCAGAUCGCCUGCUCCAGGACGGGCAGCCGCCUGCUGGAGGCAGCCUGGAACAGCGCCUCGGUCAGCCAGCGGGAAGGCAUCGCCGCCGAGCUAGCUCCGAGCGAGACCCGGCUGCGUUCGGACCAGUUUGCACGUCACGUGUGGUCCAAUUUCGCCCUGUCCCACUUUGUGAGCCGCCGUCCACGCUGGAAGGAGAUCCAGACAGGGGAGUCCAAGAAACGCAAACUUUUUAACGAUAUUAUUGCUUAAAGUGGUCAAUUCAUGGAGAUCGUGUGUAUGGAUGUAUGGAUGUUUAUUUUUCCCAAUAAAUUGGAAUUGCAUAAAUGUA
This is a messenger RNA of Gadus morhua (Atlantic cod), 2027 nucleotides long. It is a transcript of the gene nop9, whose product is annotated as NOP9 nucleolar protein. Bases 95 to 1948 code for a protein of 617 amino acids. Gene Ontology annotation, molecular function: RNA binding. Gene Ontology annotation, biological process: endonucleolytic cleavage in ITS1 to separate SSU-rRNA from 5.8S rRNA and LSU-rRNA from tricistronic rRNA transcript (SSU-rRNA, 5.8S rRNA, LSU-rRNA); endonucleolytic cleavage to generate mature 5'-end of SSU-rRNA from (SSU-rRNA, 5.8S rRNA, LSU-rRNA); ribosomal small subunit export from nucleus. Gene Ontology annotation, cellular component: 90S preribosome; preribosome, small subunit precursor; nucleolus. The transcript has 12 exons. The record is from RefSeq and is a predicted model, not a curated record. Lineage: Eukaryota; Metazoa; Chordata; Actinopteri; Gadiformes; Gadidae.